AUCACUUAAACGAAGAUAUUGUUUUUGAGAUCUUGCCUUUUAGCCAUGCCUUCCUCAGUCGACCCAAAUGAUGAACGCCAACAACAACUCAUACAGGAAAUGCCCGGGAUUACAAUGGAGAUCAUCCAGAGCGGCUUGAUGAGGUCCAAUUGGGCAGAUCUCCUAAGCGCAGCCCCCCUCUCGGUUUCUAUAUUGGGACAGUGCUUUAUUGCCGCUUCGGCGCCGGUAGCAUUGACGAUGACUUUGGAGAAAGGUGGUGAGGAGGGUUCGCUCAUACCUCACCGUUCCUUACGGGCCAACUUGUUCCACUGUGGAAAUAUCGGGCAGCGGGCAUUCAUGGACGCUCAAUCGAGGAUGCAAACUUUGACCACGCUAUCCAACCAUAUUUGCAGGAAUAAUGGGGUUGUAAGGAUAAAGCCUAUUCCUUCUUCCUCUUGUUCUCCCCAAAUGGGGCCUGCUCACAGAUUUCUUUGGAUAGAUCAAUCAAAUACUCGCAGUGUUGGAUGACCCGAAAACCGCGAAAAAAACACUUCGUCGGUUGAUGAGUAGACUUGAAACAUCAUCUCGUCGAUGUAAGGAGGAAGCGGAAGCAAUGGAGAAACAAUUUGAUUCCUGGAAGGAGUUUGUCUCAAAUCUCCGAUUAGCUGUCACGGAUAGCGAAACGGAGAAAGCAAACUUGAUGAAGCAAAACGAGGAGCAGCGCAUUGUCCGGCAAGCUAACAUAGAACAAAGGGAGAGGGCGGAAGAGGAAGCCCGGAAGGCGGUUUUAGCACUGCAGGAUGCCUUCAGGGACGCUAGUAAGUCACUGCAAACUGCCAUGUCAGGUGUCAACCAGGCAACAGAGUCGCUGGGGAAGAGCCCGGACCCGGCAUCAAUUCCCAAGGUCAACCUUUAUAGGCCGAGUGAGCACAGGGUCAAGGACGGGUUGCUGGGACAGACGGUCGAUUGGAUAACAGGUGGAAGUCGUGCUGCUCGGCGAGCCGAAAGGGAAUACAAUGAAGCUCAGCUGAGAGCUGGUGAAAUUCAGAAGGAGUUUCUGAGAGACCACUACGAAGCAGCAAGAAAGAGGGUUGAAGAGGCUAGGAAAAAUGCAGCGGAAACCCAAAGAAUACACAUGGCCAUACUCGAGAAACAAAGGACGGCGGAAGAGGAGUUGCAGAAGGCUUCUGAGGCCAUAAUUGAGUCCACUUUGGAUUUGAGUAAUCUGGAUACCGAGAAGUUAACAUUGAACACCGUCGAUAGACACAGAUACAAGAUAUCCUAA
Tuber melanosporum (Perigord truffle) is the source of this 1264-nucleotide messenger RNA. RefSeq lists its product as uncharacterized. NCBI's taxonomy places the organism in Eukaryota, Fungi, Ascomycota, Pezizomycetes, Pezizales, Tuberaceae. The coding region runs from base 593 to 1264 and encodes 223 amino acids. The record is from RefSeq and is a predicted model, not a curated record. The transcript is spliced from 5 exons.